Messenger RNA from Symbiodinium natans, 1023 nucleotides. Lineage: Eukaryota; Dinophyceae; Suessiales; Symbiodiniaceae. The record is from the annotation of a GenBank genome assembly.
AUGCAAAGCAGAAACUUAGCUGAGGUGGCCUACCUGAAGCGAACGGGGGCGCCCCCACUCCAGGCUGUGCAUGCAUUGCAGUGGCCAAAUUGGCAAGCAGAGCCUUUCUUAUCGUCGCUUUCAGGAGAUUCACUUGCCUUGUUGAGGUGUGACCUUUCGUUAGAAUUUCUCGAACUUCAGGGUGCAACAAGUUCUACCCAACACCGUUUAACAAUUCAGGACCACAACAUUUUGCCUUUUUUCACUGAGGAUACUGAUGGAGAGCUUUUCUUAAACAGGGGUUGUACUGCGAAUGGAGUGCGAAGCACGAGUCGUGAAAACGAGUUCAAUGAGGAGGAGCUUCAGCGGCUGGAGCGGGAGCUACUGCAAGCCGGCGUGCCCCCGGUUUGCCGCUCUGGCUACCUGCUGGUUGUGUUUGGAGAGGUCAGCGAGAAGAGCACAGACGAGGACUUCCGCUAUCUGCUGACCGGGAAGCGAGAGGGAAGGGACGAGUCACCGUCACCGGAACGAAGAGAGAAGAAGGAGAAGAAGGAGGCCGAGGAGAAAGGUGGCGACUCCAAGAGCCCAGGCGCAGGUGCGAAGCCAAGCGAGCGCAGUGGUGCACCGCCCCUUCCCGAGGGCUGGAUGAACGAGGAGAUCGAUGCGGCUUGCACGCGAUUCAAGCUCGACGAGACCGUGCGGAACCGCCUCGCCAAUGCCAUGCGCAACCGUGCAAGCACUUUCAAGGAGGACAUGCGGACCUUGAACGAUGUGAUGCGAGCGGCCAAACAUCCCAAAGGCGCAGUGCAGCUGAAACUGCGGGAGAUCGAGCGCGGGACCUUCUCGGCACGCAGCUACUCGCCCCUGGGGCCGACUCCUGCCGAGAAGCAGGACAUGGAGCGAGCGGCCAAAGAGAAAGCCGAGAAGGAGAAGGGUGAGAAGGGCGGCGAGAAGGGCGAGAAGGGCGAGCGGAGGGAGAGCCGCGGCCGCUCCGAGCGGCGGCGCCGGAGCCGCUCGCGAUCCCGAAGGCGCGAGCGUGACUGA